AUGUGGAACGGACUCUUCAUGCUGCUCGGCCUGAGCAUGAUCAUGGCCAUUUCCUCCUUUCUUGCCGGUUCACUGCCUCUGUCUUUUUCCAUGUCUCAGCGCCACUUGCGCUUCAUGUCGGCCAUGGGCACCGGCGUGCUAGUCGGCACUUCGCUGGUUGUCAUUAUCCCCGAGGGCAUCGAAACCCUGUACACUGCCCACGAAGCAGCCGCGCAUACGCAGAACGAACGCCACGUAUACUUGGACGACCUCGACAUACCAGCGGAUCUGCACGCCCGCUCUGCCUCGGGCAAUCUCGAAGUCAUUGACCGCUGGAAGGCGGACCUCGAACGUGCCAAGGGCAAUGCCGGCGCAAUUGCUGGCUUGAACGACGAUCCUGCAGGAUGGUCUCGAGCUGCCCAGGAGCCUGACCCCAUGGAGGACGACGGCGAUGACCCGGUCCAGGUGGGCCGACCUCAAGGAUCAGAGCAUCACAAGGAGAAGCCCGAACAUAGGGAGCCGCACGCCUGGGUCGGCUUAUCCCUGAUUUUCGGCUUCAUCCUCAUGUACCUGAUUGACGCUCUCCCGGCCAUCAUGGCCGCCGCUCCCACAAAACCUCUUCAUAUAUCCCUAUCGAACCUCUCCAGCGGCCUUCACCACUCGCCUUCCCACUCGCCGAACCUGUACCCGGCCGAUGCGGCAGUUUCCGGCGGGCAAUCCAACCCCCCAGCCACCACAAUUGGUCUCGUUAUCCAUGCCGCCGCCGAUGGCAUAGCCCUGGGCGCAUCGUCCAGCACCUCCAGCGCCAAGCUCGGCCUCAUCAUCUUCCUGGCAAUCAUGCUCCAUAAGGCCCCUGCCGCAUUCGGCCUGACAUCCGUGCUUCUCAAGCAGGGUCUCAGCAAACGCACCGCCCGCACCCACCUCAUCUUCUUCAGCCUCGCCGCCCCCGCCGGCGCGAUAGCGACCUGGAUCAUCGUCAACAUCCUCGGACGAGAGACCCUCGGCGGAGAAGAAGGCAUGCAGUUCGCAACCGGCUGCGUGUUGCUCUUCUCCGGCGGCACUUUUCUCUACGUCGCCAUGCACUCCAUGCAAGAAACGGCGUCGUCGCAUUCACACGGCGGCAACUCGCUGCACUCUCGCAACGGUUCGACGGGCAGCUCUAUGCUCAACGGCUACGGCGACAGCAGUCUGCUGGAUGGAUACGCCGGUGGCCGCGGGAAAGGGGCCCAGAGCGGGACAGAGGUUGCCAUCAUGGUGGCGGGCAUGCUCGUGCCGCUGCUAACACAAGUGGGGCAUGGACAUGCCCAUGGGCAUUGA
This is a messenger RNA of Diplodia corticola, 1296 nucleotides long. Its product is annotated as zip zinc transporter. Gene Ontology annotation, cellular component: membrane. The record is from RefSeq and is a predicted model, not a curated record. Gene Ontology annotation, biological process: zinc ion transport; transmembrane transport. The transcript is spliced from 3 exons. Lineage: Eukaryota; Fungi; Ascomycota; Dothideomycetes; Botryosphaeriales; Botryosphaeriaceae. Bases 1 to 1296 code for a protein of 431 amino acids. Gene Ontology annotation, molecular function: metal ion transmembrane transporter activity.